Messenger RNA from Spirodela intermedia, 2526 nucleotides. Lineage: Eukaryota; Viridiplantae; Streptophyta; Magnoliopsida; Alismatales; Araceae. The record is from the annotation of a GenBank genome assembly.
AUGGGGACGGUAGUGCAGGCGCCGCCGCCCAGGAAGGGAGGAGAGAAGGAUGAGCAGGAGCACAUCUUCCGGGGCCGCGCAGUGCCGGUGCUGGAGGGCGUCACGCUCCCCGAGUUCGUGCUGCAGGGGGCGGAGCGCUACGCCGAUAAGGUGGCGCUCGUGGAGGCCGCCACCAGGAGGGAGUACACGUACGGUGCCUUGGCCCGCGACGUCGGUCGCCUGGCAAAGGCGCUCCGGUCGCUGGGGCUGAGGAAGGGCGACGUGGUGGUGGUCGUCCUCCCCAACGCCGCCGUCUACCCGGUCGUCGCGCUCGGCGUCAUGGCCGCCGGCGGCGUCUUCUCUGGGGCCAACCCCCUCGCGCUCCCGUCGGAGAUUGGCAAGCAGGUGGAGGACGCCGAGGCGAAGCUCCUCGUCACCGACGCCCAGUUCUACUGGAAGGUGACCUUCACCGACCUGUUGCCGGCGACGGAGAAGAGUAAGGUACUCAGCGUGGAACCAUGGAAUGCAGGUGGCGGACAUGGGAGUGCCCAUCAUCCUCGUCGGAGAAGAACGCCCCGCAGAGUGCACUGCCAUGUACUGGGACGAGCUGCUGGAGGCCGCGGACCGUGCCGGCGGCGCCGGGAGAGAGGAUGAGGACGACACGAGAGUGGUGCAGUCGGACCUCUGUGCUCUGCCUUACUCCUCCGGCACCACCGGCGUCUCCAAGGGCGUCAUGCUGACCCACCGCAAUGUGGUAGCCAACCUCUGCUCCACGCUGGACGGCGUCGGGGAGGAGAUGGUGGGGCAGGUGGUCACGCUGGGCCUGAUGCCCUUCUUCCACAUCUACGGCAUCACCGGCAUCUGUUGCGCGACGCUGCGCAACAGAGGCAAGGUCGUGGUCAUGUCGCGGUUCCAGGUGCGGGACUUCAUGGAGGCGCUCAUCGAGCACGAGGUCAACUUCGCCCCCAUCGUGCCGCCCAUCAUGCUGACCAUGGUGAAGAGCCCCUUGAUGCGGGAGUUCGAUCUGGCACGCCUCAAGCUUAGGGCCGUCAUGACGGCGGCCGCCCCGUUGGCCCCGGAGCUCCUCUCCGAAUUCGAGUCCAAGUUCCCCGGCGUGCAGGUGCAGGAGGUACGUGCCUACCUUCCUGCCCCGUCGCAGAUUUUAUAGCAGGUAGGCGGAGAGGCGGCCCCCUCGAGCUGUGACAAUCAUGAUCUGUCUCUGACGAUGCAUCUCCGCCGGCGUGGUGUUGUUGUUGUUGGUGGUGGUGGUGUCGGCGGCGGUGGGCAGGCGUACGGGAUGACGGAGCACAGCUGCAUCACGCUCACCCACGGCAACCCCGCGCUGGGGCGCGCGACCGCGAAGAGGAACUCCGUCGGGUUCGUCCUCCCGAACCUGGAGGUCAAGUUCGUAGACCCCGACACCGGUCGCUCCCUCCCCCGCAACGUCCCCGGCGAGCUCUGCGUCAGGAGCCAAUGCGUCAUGCAAGGUACGCCCGGCGGCAGAGAAGAUGGCGGCGGCGUUCUUCUCUCUCCGCCGCCUCAGCGCCACCUCUCUCACCGUUAACUCUCGCUCUUCCUUGGUGGUGUGGGGUUUGCCGGAAUCCGCAGGUUACCACAAGAACAAGGAAGAGACGGAGAGGACGGUGGACUCGGCGGGGUGGCUCCACACCGGUGAUGUCGGCUACAUCGACGACGACGGCGACGUCUUCAUCGUCGACCGCAUCAAGGAGCUGAUCAAGUACAAGGGUUUCCAGGUAAAAAUAUCCCCUCGUCGCAUCACUCGUAUUCAUCCCCCCGGACAAGAUGACAACAUUUGGGUACUGCACCAUGUGACCCUAAGUCUCUGUCACACAGUCGCAGGGAUUGCUGACCACUACGACCUUGUCAUUACUGCUUUCCCUCUCUCUCUCGUUUUCUUUCCUUUUUCUACUUUCUCCCGCUUUCAACAGUUUCCCCGCUGGGGCAUCCGACGGGGCAGGUACGCGGGAUGCCUCCUACAGAACGACGAUCGUGUUGGGGAAUGCAUCCUGCCGAGUGAUUGAUUGACUUUUCAUCCCUGUGAAUCAUGUGCGUCGUUGUCGUUUGACCUGCUGAGUUAACUGUGCGGGGCAUGUGCAGGUGGCUCCGGCGGAGCUCGAGGACGUCCUGCUCUCUCACCCCUCCGUCCAAGACGCUGCCGUCUUCCCGUAGGCCCACUCCUGCUCUAAACGCCGUGCAGCUCUCGUCUUCUGUUCUAAACGCCGUCGCUCCUCUCGCGCGAUGGGCAGGCUGCCGGAUGAGGAGGCCGGCGAGAUCCCGGCGGCGUGCGUGGUUAUGGCGCGGGCGGCCGGCGAGAGCGAGGAGGAGAUCAUGGGGUAUGUGGCCUCCAACGUGGCCUCCUACAAGCGGGUCAGAUCGCUGCACUUCGUGGACGCCAUCCCCAAGUCGCCCUCGGGGAAGAUCAUGAGGAGGUUCCUUAGGGACGAGCUCCUGAAGAAGAGCGGCCAGCGGACGAAUCCCAGCGGGAAAACCCAACAGCAGGAGGGGUAUGCUGAUGCCGUCGUGUAA